Molecule: messenger RNA, 7849 nt
Organism: Harpia harpyja (harpy eagle)
Lineage: Eukaryota; Metazoa; Chordata; Aves; Accipitriformes; Accipitridae
Gene: SIX4
Product: SIX homeobox 4
Exons: 3
Coding region: 377-2743 (788 amino acids)
Biological process (GO): regulation of transcription by RNA polymerase II
Cellular component (GO): transcription regulator complex; nucleus
Molecular function (GO): DNA-binding transcription factor activity, RNA polymerase II-specific; RNA polymerase II cis-regulatory region sequence-specific DNA binding
Source: RefSeq, a predicted model, not a curated record
AGGGGGGAGAGGAGAGGAGCGGGGCCGUUUGAUUGACGGUUGCCCUGGAAACGCGGGAGCCCCCGCCCCCCCGGCGCGGCGCAGCCAAUGGGCGGGCGCGGCCGGGCCAGCAGGCUGCGGUGCCAUAUAGUAUUGCAGCGGGACUGGGAGUCACGUUGGGGGGAGCCGCGGAGAGGAGCCCGUUUACACUACUUUGCUAUAGCAGCUAUCGUUAAUGGUUAUUGCGUGGCCGGGAGGAAACCUGAUCGGCUAGAGCCGGCCGAGAGCAGGAGGAGGAGGAGUGGACUUUCCAGAGCGAUAGGAAGGGGGGAGAGGAGGAGAAGGGGACGGGGGGAAGGGAAAAAAAAAAAAAAAGAAAAAAAAAUCAAACCGAAGCAUGUCUUCUGCCUCCCCCACGGACGAGAUCACGAGCGCGGUGGAGAUCAAGCAGGAAAAUGUGAUGGAAAUCCUCUCUGAAGCCAGCAAGGUGCCCCCCGACGGGGCCGCGGCGGGAGCCCUCAACCCCGCGCCGCCGCCGCCCCCUCCCGCCGCGGCCCCGUUCCCCAUGGAGCACGCAGGCUCCGCCGCCGCCGGGGAGGAGGGAGCCGCGGACCAGGUACUGCUCCACACGGAACUCCUGGCCAGGAAUCACCACGCUGCCUCCUCUCCCUCCUCCUCCUCUUCUUCUUCUUCUUCUUCUUCUUCCUCCUCCUCCUCCUCGCAGACCCCCCUGGCUUUCUCCCCGGACCACGUCGCCUGCGUCUGCGAGGCGCUGCAGCAAGGUGGGAACCUGGACCGCCUGGCCAGGUUCCUGUGGUCGUUGCCCCCGAGCGAUCUGCUACGUGGCAACGAGAGCCUGAUGAAAGCCCGGGCGCUGGUGGCUUUCCACCAGGGCAUCUACGCCGAGCUCUACAGCAUCCUGGAGAGCCACAACUUCGACUCCUCCAACCACCCGCUCCUGCAGGAGCUCUGGUACAAGGCUCGCUACACCGAGGCGGAGCGAGCCCGGGGCAGACCCCUGGGGGCGGUGGACAAGUACAGGCUGCGGAGGAAAUACCCUCUGCCCAGGACGAUCUGGGACGGCGAGGAGACGGUCUACUGCUUCAAGGAGAAGUCCCGCAACGCGCUGAAGGAGUUCUACAAGCUGAACCGGUACCCCUCGCCGGCCGCCAAGCGCAACCUGGCCAAGAUCACCGGGCUCUCCCUCACCCAGGUCAGCAACUGGUUCAAGAACCGCAGGCAGCGGGACCGCAACCCUUCCGAGACCCAGUCCAAAAGCGAGUCAGAUGGCAACCCUAGCACGGAAGAUGAAUCCAGUAAGGGGCAGGAGGAUUUAUCUCCCCAUCCGCUCUCCAGCUCAUCCGACGGCGUUACCAGCCUCAGCCUUCCUGGCCACACAGAGCCCGUCUACAUGCAGCAGCUUGGAAACACUAAAAUAGCCUUGAGCUCAUCGGGCGUCUUGUUGAAUGGAAACCUCGUGCCUGCCAGUACCUCUCCCGUCUUUCUCAAUGGUAGCUCUUUUCUUCAGGGACCCAAUGGUGUCAUUCUCAAUGGACUCAGCGUGGGGGCUUCGCAGACGGUUACCUUAAAUUCGCCCAAAACCACGUCGAGCGUUGUGAGCAACGGGGUGGCCAUUACUGACAUACUGUCAUCUUCGUCAGAAGACGUUAAGGACUUCAAACUUCUUCAGGCUUCGGUUCCCAACGCCGCGGCAGCCACCUUCACCCCCAGCAACAUCCCGGUCUCAUUCCCAGGGUUGAUACCGAGCUCAGAGGUGAAAAGGGAAAGCGUACAAACUGCUGCUUCCCAAGAUGGAGGCUCCGUAGUUACUUUUACUGCUCCUGUCCAAAUAAACCAGUAUGGCAUUGUCCAGAUCCCCAAUUCAGGAACAAAUGGCCAGCUGCUGAACGGAAGCAUCGGUUUUUCUUCUCUGCAGCUGCCUCCCGUUUCUGUGGCAGCUUCACAAGGUAAUGUUUCAGUAAAUCCCAGCACAUCUGAUGGAGGAACUUUUACAACUGAAUCUUCAACAGUGCAGCAGGGAAAGGUUUUCUUCAGCCCCCUCGCUCCAAGUGCAGUCGUUUAUACGGUUCCCAAUUCAGGCCAGGCAGUAGGCUCUGUCAAGCAAGAAGGACUGGAAAGAAGCCUCGUGUUUUCUCAGUUGAUGCCAGUCAGUCAGAACACGCAACUAAAUGUAAACAUGUCUUCUGAAAAUAUAUCCAGCGGAGGACUCCAGUCCCUGGCCUCCUCAUUAGUGAAUGUAACGCCCUCACAUAAUUUUUCCCUCACACCACCAACUCUCUUAAAUGCUGCAGAACUGAACUCUGGUAUCUCGGAGAGCCAGUCCAUGUCAUCGCCCGUGACCAGUACCUCUACCGUGAUAUCUAUCAGCAACACUAACUAUGCAACCCUGCAGAACUGUUCCCUCAUUACCAGUCAAGAUCUGUUGUCCAUUUCUACAGCACAGCCUGCGCUUGGAGAAAUAGUUUCUACAAGCGGAGACCGUGUCAGCCACCCCUCUGCACAAGUACAUGAAGAUUUUGUCAGAGAGCACAGGUUAGUUCUGCAAGCCGUACCUGACGUCAAAGAGAAUUUCUUACCUAAUUCAGAGAGUAAGUCAACUGGCAAUUUAAUGAUGCUGGAUUCGAAAUCCAAGUAUGUUAUGAGUAACAUGGUUGACACGGUUUGUGAAGAACUGGAAACGGACAAAAAAGAACUUGCCAAACUGCAGACAGUUCAGAUGGAUGAAGAUAUGCAAGACUUGUAACUUUUUUUUUUCCUUGCUUUCUGUUUUGAUAGAUAAGUCUCCUGUUGAGGCCCUAACAAGCACCAAGUGGGGGUUUUUUUUUUUUGGUUUGUUUUUGGUUUUUUUUCAUUUAAAGAAAACAGAACAUUUAAAUGGUCUGAAUCGAUGUACAGAGGAAUCUCUGGCAAUGGAAUUAGGUUGCCACACUUGGUUUGCAUGCAGUAUUCUCUUUUAAGCAGAUUAAAGGAGAAAGGAAAUGCCAGGGCAAGUACCGAGCGAAUGGGUGCAGGUUUGGCUAAGAGACACUACUCUGGUAAUUUAACUAGACUCUCCAUAGUACAACAUACUCUCAACAGUAAGUAUACACUCCUAACUUUAGAUAGAAAACAAAAGUCUCGCUCCGAAAACGUAGAAACAACGCGGUCAUUUUUGCUGUUUACUUCUAGUCCAUGGGCAUUGAGAAAUUUUUAAGGAACUCUAGACGAUACCUCACCGGCUACUUCUAUGUUGUUUGAGGUUAAGAAACAAAACAAAAUCAUAAAUAAUAUUGUUACUGGUGUAUUUGCUUUUUUUCCAGCAGACCUGCUUUCAAACCAAAAAUGUCACAUCAAACAUUUACAGGUUUCUAAAUGCUAUAGCUAGCAUUUUGUCAGUGCACCAGAAAAAGCAUCAUUUGAAACUCUAAUUAUGCAACUCAGAAGCUUUCUCUCCAGUAUGAAUGUAAAUAUUGUUUCAGUUCUUAUAAAGGAGACUUUUUUUAAAUUAGUACAAUGGAUUUUAUUUAUGGUUUAUGUUCCCUUUCACUUUAGACACAAGGCAUUGAAAAGGAAAACGUUUUCUGGCUGUUUAAUUUAUUUUUAUUGUUUGAGCAGGAAGUAAACGUAGUUAUUUCUGACAAGGUUUUACUUUUUUGUAGUUUUUCAAGCAAUAGACUGUAAAAGUAAAAUGUUAAUCACACUGAAACUAGAAAAUGAACUCCCAGUCUCACAAACCCAGGAGGUCCCUGUCUCUACCCCCUCUGUCUUUGUGUUCAGGGGUUUUUCGUUUGUUUCGUUAGUAAUUUGCGAAUUAGUUGAACCUUUUUGUGUAUUUUUUACAGAAUUCCACGUGCCUUUCUUCCUAGUGGCCUUAUCUUUGUUACUAAAGCACAGUGGUAGGAGGAAUAAAAACACUGAUUUGCAAAUAUCCGUCCUCAGGGCCAAAUCCUGAUGCCUUACUUCUGCAAGUAGACCCACUGACUUCGGUGCCCCUACUUGCACGAGUAAGAAGAGUUUUAAGUCUGUCAGUCAUCGUGGGUGACAUUUACUAGCGGUGCAGAGCGCCAAAGAUAGGUCCUUCCGCAGCACGUCAGCAGGGCAGGAGGAGUCCAGAGAGGGACCAUGGGCAGAGCCGUCAUGCCGAGGGAGAGGUCUUGGCUCCAGCCUCGGGCAGAUGAACAGGAAAGGUUGGAUGGGCAGUCCAGGGAAGGGAGCUCCAUGUUUACAUGGACCCAUUGGCCAAAUAUAUUGGCUCAUGUGGGAGGGCUUCAGCUGCUGUUCAAGCAAGCAGGCCCCCAUCCAGGAGUGCACUAAAGCGUGUAUUUAUAUAUCCUUCCAGAAUAAGCAGCGUGGGGGCUGAUGGUGGGAACUGCAGCUGCCCGAAGGCCUCCUGGAAGCAGCCAUGGUCUUUGCCUGGCUGGGGAUGGGUCUUCUCUCCCUUUGCCCCCGUGCGCUGCACCGGGGACAGCAGAAGCAGGUGGGCUCUGGGCAGGUAGAGCAGCUCUUACCUUUCCUCCAGCGGAGUUUUUGUAGCAUGGAAAAGCACAUCCUUAAGCUUUAAAAUAAUAAUAAGAAUGCAGAUGUAUAAAAAUGACAUGCUGUUAAUCUUUGUGGUUUUGUUAUUUUUUUAUUCUAAUGUGAAUAUAUACAGUAACUAAAGCAUGUAUUCAUCCUCAUCAGGGGCCUGGUCCAAAGCCUUUGGAAGGCAAUGGGAAAUGUUUUCAUAAGCUUCUGUGGGCUCCAAAUCAGGCUCAGGACAAAACAAGAUCACUUGUAAAGGGCAAAAAAAUGGAAAGGAAAGAGAAUAGAGGUAGCACAUCCUGGUCUGUUUCUGUCUUGGUUGUUAACUGGUUCUGUGGAAAGCCUUUGAGGAAUGAAGGUUUUUUUCUGUGCGCCCAUGAGCGUGGCAUAGGCAUCCUCACUGUUGUUUUGCACUAUAUUGAAUACAGCAUGUUUUGCAAGGUAUUCUGUGGAACCUUGAAGCUGAGCUCUGUCGGUAGGCACUGGAGUCCAUGCUGCAAGCAUCAGAGUCUCUAGGGCUGCAGGGAAAGGGAAGAGCAAGUGUGCAAGGCGUGCACUUUGCAGCUGUACCGAGUCACUGAUGCUCUGCAAACAGAAGCAGCCCAUAAGCAGUUGGCUGUCCCCACCUGCUCCCAAGCAAAAAGGGUGUUUAAGGCAAGCGCUUUAAAGUGGAGAUUAUCACAAGCAGAACAUGGAGCUAUACGUUUCCCUGGCACAACUUCCCUUGACAUUCAGGGGAUCUCUGUGUGAGCAGGGAAUUGGAUAGUCCAGAAUUCUCCCCUCUGCUCUGCUUGUUUAUGCUUGCUGCGCUCCAGCACGAGCAAUCUGCUUGCCACCUCUUCUUUGCCCAUAAAACCAAGAUGAUGAUGACAGUAACAGUAGAUGUAUCUGCCUUGCAUGAAUUUGUUAAACGGUUUGGAAAAUUAGAAGGACCCUAUAUCGUUGUCAUAUUAAUGGAGAACGUGUGUGUGGCUCUGAAGGAGUUGUUCGGGGCUUAACAUUUCAUCUGUGAAGCUCAGACUAUAUUUGGAGGCAAGCUAGAGAGUAUUUCAGAGCACUCUCUUGGUUGUUGACAUGAUCAGGUCUCAUAACUGAAAAGACUGCGGUGUUACACCAGUACCUGUUACUUUUUUUUUUAUUAUUAUUUUUCCUCCUUUGCAUUUGUUGUGUUACUGAGGCUCUGAAUUCUAUGGCUUUGCAGCACAGUUGACAUGAAAACUGUGUAUGUUGUUACAGUGGCACGUAUCUUGGAGUGUCUGGUACUUCUAAUAGGAGACUUCCCGCUCUUCAGUGGGAGCGGAGGAUGUACAUAAAAGCAGUGGUUUGGGACAAAGUAAGAUUAAUCUAUUCUAGUCUUCCAGAUACCAAUAACUUAUUUUAUUAUUGUGUUUUACUCUUUCUUUCUCCCAUUGAAACUAAGUGUCAUUCCCUCCAGAUAAUGUAGUUAUAACCUCAUGUUUUCUGCAGGUACAUAUGCACAAUAUAAAGACUCAUUGCACGGUACAGUGUUUUUAAAAUAGAUAUUUAAAUAGUAGUUUUACUCCUACUGUAAAAUAAGAGUCAGUUUUUAUUAUGUGGCCCUCAAGCAAGCAGGCUAACUGCUCUAAAUAGACAGUACACAAAGUCCCAAAAAGCAUCUGGGGCCAGAUCUUCGGCUGCUGUUAAUAAGGCAUUGCUCCACUGAUUCCCAAACUAGGGAUUUUACACAGUGUUUAGGGGAUAUGGAUGCUCAUGUCCCACACACAUGAAUGGCAGUGAGUGUCUAAGCCCCACAGACAGUCCUUAUUAUCACAUUCUGUUGUUCAAAUGGAAGGUAUGUCUAUCUGGCAUACAUGUUCCUUCUCCCUCCCUCCUUCUCUGUUACGGAUGAGAAUAAAGGAUCGUUUCAACUUCACAUAUGUUUGUAACUUGUAAGUCCACUGGAAAUCUUACAGGAAACAUUGCCAAAUUCUAUGACUUUUCUGGUCCCAGGCUCAGCUUUGAAAAAUAUGCUUAAAGUUUGAUCAAAUUCCUACAAAGCAUGAUGUUAAAAAAGCCUUUGUUCUUUACUACUUUUAAUUAAAGCUGCCUCUGUUUCACCCAGAGUUUUGCAGAGAACCAGAAAUAUAUUAAAUUGAAUGCUCUCUCUGGACUAUUUGCAGCAUUAUUCCUGUGGUCUUACCUAAAAGGACAUUUCAGCCACAUAAAUCAUGGACAUCGAUCGGCCAGGUCCUCAGCUGGCUAAACUAGCACAGUUCCAUUGACUUUAAUGUCCUUUCACACCAGCCGAGAAUAUGGUCCAUUCAUUUCACUGGAGUUGGGUCAGGGACGGAUUUGGCCCAGUAUACGGUGGCAGUAUGAACCAGUGCACAAGGCUGACACUCAGACAGUUAUAACCGAACGGUCACAGUCUAUCGAAGCAUAUACCUCUUUCCAUUUACUGCUUUACCUUACCUGUGGAUUCAGGAAGACGCAUUCAGAAAGCUACUUUACCCAGAAGUAAGGCUGGAACCAUCUUUAUUGUUACUACUAUCAAUCCGAGAUUAAUGACAAUAAUGGACAGAUUCUGACUUCCAAUCCUGCAAAAUCACCUCAGUAACUAUUUUCAGUUAAAUUAAGCAGGGCAGAAUUUGGCCCUGUGUGCACAGGAGCUUUUCCCAUGUGUAGAUUUCCAGCACCUGUGCACUUCUCUUUGCAAGGGCAGAUGAACAAGCAACAAGGUGCAUCCCUCCAGUUCCAUUUGAAAUAUGUGCACAGGACUCCUGGGGCCACGAAUCGCCUAGUGCUUGUGGUCAAGAAGCAUCUCAAAUCGUAAAAAUAGUAAUUUUAUAACUCUGGAAACAAAAGUAAUGACAUUUUACAAGGAAGGAGACCUGAAGUCUUCCUGUAUCUCCUAGCAGUUAUUAUCUUGAAGGAUAUUUUAUACCUUACUUGUAUGUUUCAUAUAAUUUAAAGCUAGCUUCUUAAAUUUCUGAACUCAAGGAGGGGGUGAAUCUUCUGACUUUCAGGAUUCAUGUUCAGAGGAUGUUUGUUCUUUUGCUGCAUGUACUGUUUGUCCAGAACUAACCAGUUAUUUCUGCAAUAUGGGUUUAUUGUGCCUUACAACAAAUAUGAAACUUAAGCGGAAUGUACGCAUUAGAGGAGGGAAUAAUCAGAAGACUUUACUGCACUGUUAGGUGAUGCCGCCCCAGAGUGUAUCAUCAAACAUAUCUGUGCUUAAUUACCCAACCAAAGAGAUCUAAAGUAUGUAUGUUUGUUGUACUGUAAUAGGGGUUUGUGCCUGGACAAUUAAGUGUUUUAUUUGUAUUCUGAGAUGAUGUGAACUUAUUUUUCUAAACACUAUACUGAAUAAACUUUAUAUUUAUACACA